AUGUCAACAAGCCGCCGGCACGUUCGCCGUUCGUGCGUCCCGCAGCCGCCACCCCGCGACUCCUUCUCCUCAUAUGUAUCUCCCCCACCUUGCCGAGUAGUCAACCAACCUACCCCCGCCCACCGUCGCCCCCCCGCGCCGGCGAGACGUACAGAUAUGGAGCUCCGCCUCCGCGCCUCGGCGUCCCCAGCCUCCGCCUCUCCGCGCGGCACGGUGGUCUCCCCCUGCCCCAGGCCGUAUCCGCGCCUACCCUCGCGCCCCAUUCAGAAGCGAUUGGCCGGCAGCGCCGUCCCCAGACGAGGCCCUGCGGCCCGGAGGCGCCCGUGUUCCACCCUCAUGACGGCAUCAUACAACACAGGAACUCCGGACCUAGUCGACUUCGACUGGGAGACUCUUGGAUUUCAACUGGUCCCGACGGACUUUAUGUAUAUAAUGAAAUGUUCGUCAGAUGGGGUGUUCACCAAGGGUGAAUUGGUUCCAUAUGGGCCAAUCGAGCUGAACCCCGCUGCUGCAGUGUUAAAUUAUGGCCAGGGAUUGCUCGAAGGUCUUAGAGCACACAGAAAGGAGGAUGGUUCAGUAAUUGUUUUUCGCCCCGAGGAAAACGCAUUGCGGAUGAGGAUAGGUGCAGAUCGGUUAUGCAUGCCUGCGCCAAGCGUUGAGCAGUUCCUAUCAGGUGUCAAGCAAACUAUAUUGGCAAACAAGCGUUGGGUACCCCCCACUGGCAAAGGUUCGUUGUAUAUAAGACCGCUGCUGAUUGGAAGUGGAGCCAUGCUAGGUGUAGCACCUGCCCCGGAGUAUACAUUUGUCGUGUAUGUUUGCCCAGUUGGUCACUAUUUCAAGGAUGGCCUGUCUCCAAUUAGCUUAUUGACUGAGGAAGAAUAUCACCGUGCUGCACCUGGUGGAACUGGUGAUAUCAAGACAAUUGGAAAUUAUGCUUCGGUUGUUAGUGCUCAGAGAAGGGCCAAGGAGAAAGGUCAUUCUGAUGUUCUUUACUUGGAUCCCGUGCAUAAAAAGUUUGUGGAGGAAGUUUCUUCCUGUAAUAUAUUCAUGGUGAAGGAUAAUGUUAUUUCUACUCCACUAUUAACGGGAACAAUUCUUCCUGGGAUCACAAGAAGAAGUAUAAUCGAAAUUGCCCGAAAUCUUGGAAUUCAGGUCGAAGAGCGCCUUAUUGCGAUAGAUGAGUUGCUUGACGCUGAUGAAGUCUUCUGUACAGGGACUGCCGUUGUACUAUCACCUGUCGGUUGCAUAGUAUACCAUGGAAGAAGAGUGGAGUAUGGGAACGGCAAGGUCGGAGCUGUCUCCCAGCAACUGUAUUCGGCACUUACAGCCAUCCAGAAAGGCCUCGCAGAGGACAGUAUGGGAUGGAGUGUGCAAUUGAAUUAAAAUUAACAUCUAAACUGAAGCGGCAAAUUUAUCAUCUACAUAUGGUAUUAACGAAUUCCUCAUUUUGUUGGCCGGAACAUAGUUUAAGUCGCCGUUUUUUCUUGGCCGGAAUCUGCACCAUGUACGUAUAAUAGAACAACAAUUUGCUGUGCAGAAAGCACCAAGCUGGGUCCAAAUAAAGUUCUUCUCAUUUCGUUUACCAGUUGGACUGACUACAAUAUCACUGUGCAUAAGUGUGCCUUGCUUGCAUGUCUUGCAUCCUAUGACUCUGACAUAUACUUGUUGCACCAACUGGGUUCA
Hordeum vulgare subsp. vulgare (domesticated barley) is the source of this 1683-nucleotide messenger RNA. RefSeq names its product branched-chain amino acid aminotransferase 2, chloroplastic-like. Bases 1 to 1383 code for a protein of 460 amino acids. The record is from RefSeq and is a predicted model, not a curated record. NCBI's taxonomy places the organism in Eukaryota, Viridiplantae, Streptophyta, Magnoliopsida, Poales, Poaceae. Gene Ontology annotation, biological process: branched-chain amino acid metabolic process. Gene Ontology annotation, cellular component: chloroplast. The transcript is spliced from 10 exons. Gene Ontology annotation, molecular function: branched-chain-amino-acid:2-oxoglutarate transaminase activity.